AUGAUCAGCCGAGGGCGAAUCUAUAUUUACACGGCGGGGAAACUUCGUGAGACUCGAAACACUGAAGUUAGCAACCAAAUGAUUAGCCAAGGGCGAAUCUAUAUUUGCACGGCGGUGAUACUGCUUGAGACUCGAAACACUCAAUUUAGCAACCAAAUGAUCAGCCGAGGGCGAAUCUAUAUUUACACGACAGAGAUACUUCGUGAGACUCGGAACACUCAAGUUAUCAACCAAAUGAUCAGCCGAGGGCGAAUCAAUAUUUACACGGCGGUGAAAUUGCGUGAGACUCGAAACACUCAAUUUAGCAACCAAAUGAUCAGCCGAGGGCGAAUCAAUAUUUACACGGCGGUGAAACUCCGUGAAGCUCGAAACACUCAAGUUAGCAACCAAAUGAUUAGCCAAAGGCGAAUCUAUAUUUACACGGCGGUGAAACUGCUGUCGGGUGAAAAUCCUGCUGUCAUUACGCAGAUGUGUCUUGAAUCCUCCCGCCUCCUUUCGUCAUCCCUGGACUCAUUUGGCCGCGAAAGAGCAUUCCAUUCCUUUUCUUUAUCUCCCUCUCUUUCUGUCUCUCUUCUUUAUUUCUUGUUUUCUUUUCUCUUUCUUUUUUCUUUCUUUUCGACUAUUUGUCUUUCUUUCUUUGUCUUCCUUCUAUUAUUUCUAUCUUUCUUUCUUUUAUUGCGAAUUUUUUUCUUUUUUUUACCUUUCUUUCUUUCCUUUCAUUGUCUUCCUUCAUUUCAUUUUUCUUUCUUUCUUUCUUUCAUUUUGCUUUCUUUUUCUUGCUUGCUUUCAUUUUCCCUGUUUCUUUCUUUCUUUCUUUCUUUCUUUUUUUCUUUGUCUUCCUUCAUUUCUAUCUUUCUUUUUUCAUUAUUGCGUCAUAUUUUUCUUUUUCCUACCUUUCUUUCUUUUUUCUUUCUUUCUCUCCCUUUCUCUCUCUCUCUUUAUUACACUCAGCUCUUCUUGCCGACAUUUUUCUUUUCUACCUCCCUUGUACGUAUCUUUACAUUACUAAACUCCGUCUUUCACUUCUUUUCCUUCUCUUCCUUCUCGUCUUUUUUACUUCCUCCUGCUACUCAUUUUUCUACUAGUUUUGUCUUUUCUCCUUUUCUACAGUCCGACCUCACUUUCCCGUUUAAUGAAUACCAGGCAGCCAUUUUCAAUUCUCUUCCAGCCGUAUGCGCAUGUGCAUCUGUCGAGCAAUGCUAA
Messenger RNA from Acanthosepion pharaonis, 1203 nucleotides. The record is from the annotation of a GenBank genome assembly. NCBI's taxonomy places the organism in Eukaryota, Metazoa, Mollusca, Cephalopoda, Sepiida, Sepiidae.